UUUUUUUUUUUUUUCUCCAGAAAGUUUCAAGUGCAGCAAAAACACGCCGCAAAAACUGGCCAAGGAGGGACCUCUGGCGGUAGGCCCCGGGCAGCCGGGCCGGGCCGCGCCGUUCCGGGUGCGCUCCGCUGCCGCCGGCUCCGGGCGAGCGGCUCCGGAGCGGCUCCGAAUCCGGAUCCGGCCGGCGGCUCUCGGCGCCGUUUCGCCGCUUGCCCCGCUCGGGCGCGGGGCUGAGCCCGUAUGGGAAACGCUCCCCGGCCACCAGGCCCCUGCUCGGGCAGUGAGGGUUAUAAUGUGUGUUAUUUUGUAAUUACCCGCGCCGAAUUAGGCGGGCUGCAAGGUGAAAUGUAACAAAAGUUGCAUUUGCAGUUUGCCUCCUGUUCGGUUCCUUCUUUCCCCGGUGCGGCGGAGUGGCAUCAGGCAGAGCGGUUUUGCUUUUUGUUUCUAGUCGUGAAGCGAGGCUUUGUAGGGAGUCCCAAAAGUCAGGUGGAAAGCGUAAAUGAAACUCGAGAGAUGCAAACUCCACUUUACAUUGUUUUAGGAAAUUGUCUGCAUUGAGACUCGUCACAGAAUUUUCGUGCCGCAAAUUUAAAGCCUCUUCAGGCGAGCGGUUCUUUUUACCAAGGAAGUUAUCUCAUUCCCAGCAGUUCAGAUGAUUAACAUCUGUAAGGGAGAAACUCAGGGAAACUAGCGGCGGAAGGCAGUAAAGCACUCUGUUUAGGUCCUGGUGGUGCCGGGUAGUCGUUUUUUCCCAGCGUGACUUCAGCGGCUUUUGGCUAUGGUCUGGUUGGUCUUCUAAUGAACGUGGCGUGCUAAUGACGGUGGCUGAAGCAGCCGUCUUAUUGGAUGGGUUUUUGUUGUCAACUGGGCAAUUGUAGCGAACUUUGUUUUUAUUUGUUGUUGAGUACAUUUCAUACAAAUUCGGUUUCAUUAUUUUUUUCUAUAUUGUUGCUUUUUAAAGUUACAGCUUUCAAGAAAACGAUAACACAAUGAAUCCUUUUCCUUUGACUUGUUCAGUUCUGUUGUGCAUCACUUGGGCUGACGUUUGUGGGUUAUUCCUUUUACUCUUCAGCUUUUUUCAUACUGCUGGCAAGUAGCAUUAUCGAAUCUAAGUGAUGGGUGUGAGGAACCAGUGAUUACGUGACACCAGAUUUAUCGAGGAAAGUGAUAGCGUGUAUGUAGCCACAGCUUAUGUUGCAUCGGUAGUAGGACUUCUCAGCGCAGUGGGAAAUACAAGGAAGGAGGCAAGGAUAAAUGCAGUAACCAGUAUUUAGGAGCUGGAAGAAAGUGCGUUAAUCGUUUAGGGACUGCAGACCUCGUGGAAGCUGGAAAGAGCAGGCAGAAGCGGAGGAGAAGGGCACAAGUCAGAGAAAAGGAGUGUGCAGAGGCAGAGUGAGUUAACUGGGCAGCUAACUUCUCUUGGUGACAAUUUGAAAUAGGUCAGGUGAUAUGCAAUGUCAGGGUUUGGUGCGUCACAGUUUUUGAGAUGUCUGCACAGGGGAAGGAAGGAGACAUACGCAGGCAAAGGCAGAAGUGUUCUCUCACCCUGUGCCUGGUUCAGGGAAUUAAGAGAAAUUCACAAAUGGGAUUUCAGAGCUGUUGUGCUUCAAGCCUUACAGUCCGAGUAGAUUACACCUCUGUUCAGGAUGGCACAGCCUGUAACAAGCAGAGGAUACACUUCCUCAGAUCGAGGUGUGGGCUCUCUGAAUGAGUUGAAAGCUGUGGGUGGUAAAUUUCAUUAGCCAAUGGGAUAGUUUUGGCAUUGGGUAAAUACUGGUACUACAGUACUCUGUGGGUAUUUGAAAGUGAUGCAGUAGCCAAAGGCUGUGUGUAACUGUAAAUGUUACACAGUUUCUACCUCUGGUACCUGUGUUGGCAGAGACCAGGUUCAGGUGGAGGCAUCGUAAACCUUCCUUAGCACUGGUGCAGGCUCGCUUUUAUCAGAGAGCACGGCCUGCAGUUUGUAUUGUGUGUGGCCAGGUUCCUUCUGUGAGGAAACAGACUUUGAGCCUACCUGCUGGGAAGCAAAACCAAACACACACAGUUCCUGGAGAACCUGGCAGGCAGAAAAGUAGCAAUAGGUAAAAUAAGAGGAAAUAAUACUAAGGGGGCAUCAUCAACAGGAAAUCUGAUCUGAUUUCUGUUACAAGUGCUAAGAAGGACAAAGAAUUCUAAGCUUAGGUCCCUCUGUGAAUGCCAUUCCCACCUAUAUAGCUCAUCUUAAAGAUAAUUUGUUUGUAAUAAAUUUCAUGAGCAACAGGCAAAAUAGUGAAAUUGACUCAAACAGCUCUUCAACACACAGAACAGAAGAAUGGCAGAACUGGUGAAAACUAGUUUUUGAAAGCUACUUGAAAAAUGAGACUUUGAAUGAAAUGUGUAAUCUGCAGAUACUUCUUUUAAUGAAACAUUAAAAGAAUUAAAACCUUAAAUAGAUAUUUUAAAAGCAAAUAUUAAAACGCGGUGGAUAGCCUCAAAGCAUUUUACCAUUUCCUGCUCUGUUCCUGUUGUGGUUGUUUUUCUUUAAGUAAAGAAUCAGGUGCAAAAAGAUGAAGGGUGAGAAAGAGACGAGUGUGUGGUGUACCCUGAUGGAGCAGAUGAUCGUGAGAAGGAAAGCCGGGCUCACCCCCUUACACCGAGUAGGAAGUACUGCUCUCUGCUCUGUACUGUAGCUGUGUGUGACCGUUGGCUUUCCUUUACUGUUGCUGUUGUUGUGAAGCUAGCUUUAAACCAAGUCUGUCUAAAACAAAAAGGGAGCUUGUGCUGUGUGAGGUAGUUCUGCGUUUGCCUUGGGCAGGGUGAUGAUUCAACCCUGGUCACUUUCCCACCCUUACACACUAAAGUAGAUAACGAUGUAUCCACUCGUCCCCUGCUGUCAGAGGUUGGUUGAUGUGUUCGCAGCUCUGGUACGUGGCAUUGUCUUCUGCUGAUCCUCCUGAUUUCCCCUGUGUGCAGGAAAACCACAUCCCUUCUGUGUCCCUUCAGCCUGUGGACGCUAUGCUAAGCAGCCUUCUCCUUGGAGAUGACCAAAAUAAUCAUCUGCAUUGUUAGGACAAAAAAAUGGUGCCCCUGUUUCCACAAACGUCUACCAGGAUUGGUGUCUCCAGCUCCAUGGGCGCUUUGAAGGCAGAGGGGAGAUUGCUGUGAUUAUCAGGACAUCACCUUCUCCCUCUUUGUCCCUUGGACCUCACCCUUCCCAGUGAUUGCUUCCACCUCCUCUGUCUCCAUGUCAUGGGUUUUACCUCUCCGAGCAAGAGCUGAUAGCCUGGGAUGGGAGCAGACACCAGCCUCCUCUCCUUGAGCAAGGCUGCUUGGCUUUCCUGGUGAGGUACUUGUACAAGUCCUCCAAAGUAAAACUAAAAACACACAGAAAUGCAUAAAACAAAUAGGCACACCAGAAAGGACAGGUUAUGCCCAUCUGGUGGUGCUGACGACUAGCUUUACUGUUAAAACCUCCUCUCUCUGCUGCCUGUUGACUUGUGUUGAAUUGGGCCCAGGGGUCAGAAAUCGUGUGUGGUGCUACCUCGUGCUUCUCAAAGGUGGCAUCUGAGACUUUCAAAAUUUGGGUAGGUGUCGAUUAAUUUUUUAAGCACUAACUGAAAGAAAAAACCCUUCUAUUAUUACUUUUUGACGUACUCAGUACAAAACUCUAUAAUUACUUCAGAAACUACUUACAAGUUUAACUGGCAUAUCCUCGCCUAUUUCUUUGGUUUAAAUCUUUAAAUAGAGAAUCUUUCACCAGGUGAAUCCAUCUCAUUUUUAGUGCUCUUAUUCUCGUUAAGUGUCAGCUCUGUGAAGUACUCAUUUAUUGCUGAACCAAUUGGUAAAAACAAAGGUUUUUCUAAUCUUAUUUCAUAUGCAUGCUUAGUUUAACGAAUUUACUGUAUAUGUCUAAAUCAACGUUUGUGCUAAAAUAUUAAAAUGCAGCACACUCCGCUAUAGACGUUGCAUCUUACAGCUGUGAAGACUGAAACACAGUUGCAUCCCUAAUAGUGGAUUUUAGAGAUGUUUUUGGAAGGUGACUGUUUCAAGUUCUUACUGUGAUGGCCUUACCUUCACAUCAGAUGGCACUCAGUGACAGGCGUCAGAACAGAACUGUAGUUGCUUGGCCCCAUAUCCAUCUAGCAUUUUUACUACUUUCUGGAAGUGUUGGAAAACACUUUUCAUAUCUGGAAAUGAUAGCAAAUGAAAUUAUUAUGGAAGGAGUUAUACUAGUUCAAAGAGCUACAUCAGAGCUUUAAAAAUGAAAAUGAGUAGAUAAGACAUUCAGUAGUUUUCUUUCUCCUGUGAUUUAGAUGUAUAUAUUGCAAUGAUUUUGUCCUUUUUUUAGUUUCACAUUGCUGUAAUAAUGUAAUAGGUCUUUUUCUCCCUUCUUAUUAUCGUUAGUAGAGGGAUGUAGACUGAUCUUUUAUCUGUUCAAACUCUGGAAAGCUGGAAACAGAUGUUUUGUUAAAUGUAAUUCCUUUUGGUAAAUUUAUUUCUAUCUGCAUCGCCCUGUGACCUUUUCAUCCCCAACAAGAACAUUUCUGAAAGCUGCAGAAAAGGACCAUUAUGUGAAAGUACAAGUUGUACCUUUGAUUUUAAUUUUAAGAGGAAAACAAUAAUGAAUACCUUAUCAAACAAUAGAAUACAUCCUUAUUGUUGAUUGUUACCAUUUGUGUGUUCUCUUAAGAUAAAUAUGCCCUGUACCUUUCUAUUACCAAGAUUUUACUUUGACUUUUUCAGGCAGUUUUACAUCCUGCAUCAGCAGGCUAGGCUGCAAGGCUUUUUCCCUGUCUUUUUUUUUUUUUUUUUUUCCAAUUGAUUCUAUUACAAAGCGUGUCUGUAACAUGAGUGGCACCAUCAGAGAUGCCAGGACAUGAUGCAGCGGCUCACUGUUGCUCCUCUCUUCAGGAGAGCCACUGCUGCAAGGAAACAGCUCCCCACCAACUCCCAAGCCUCUUCCCAUUUUUCAUUAUUCCUUCUGCAGAAACCUUUGGAACAUAUUUGCCAUAGUAAGUCAUGGAGGGGUUGAGUGCAGUGUCCGCUAAAUAGGAUGUUGAAAACUUCUGGAAGACCUGAGUUUACUUCUGCUUGGUUUGCAUCUUCUUCUGUUAUCUUGCAUGCAUCAUGAAUGAAUCUGCCGCUAGUGGAAAUGGUCAAGAGUUUGAUGUAUUUAGUGCUAUGGACUGGAAGGAUGGCAUAGGUACUUUGCCGGGAAGUGACUUAAAGUUUAGAGUGAAUGAAUUCGGAGCCCUGGAGGUGAUUACGGAUGAAACUGAGAUGGAAAGUGUUAAAAAGGCCACUGCUACCACAACUUGGAUGGUUCCAACUGCUCAAGAAGCGUUUUCAGAAAAGACAGGGAUCCCCACAAAGUUGAAGGAAACUGCAAAAAUGGAUGGACUUGUUUUCUGUGAAAACUGUUAUCGCUAUGGUACCAUGGAAGAAUUUGCUCCUGAAGGAAAAUUUUGCAGCCAGAAAUGUGCCCAGCAAGUGAAAAACAAAGAACCAAAGGAGGAAAAGCCCAACGUGGAAUGCAAUGGGGAAGAUGAUUCCAAAGGCAUUCGGAAAAGAAAAGCAAAAUUACCUCUCAAAGAAGAGUCCAGGGAUAAUGGGGAGAAGAAAGAGAAUCCCAAUGAAACUGAGGACAAACCUGAAGGAAGGAUCUUGAGAGUCUCACAGAGAGCCAGGAGAAAAAGAAAAGGGGAAAUAACAAUUUUGAAACAAACUGUACACGCUAAAGGAAAGCAAGCGUGGUGUUGGGCAUCCUAUCUGGAGGAAGAAAAGGCUGUUGCAGUACCUACUAAGCUUUUUAAAGAGUAUCAGUCUUUCCCAUACAACAAAAAUGGAUUCAGAGUAGGGAUGAAGCUGGAGGGUGUGGAUCCGGAGCACCAGUCAAUCUACUGUGUUCUCACAGUGGCUGAGGUUUGUGGCUACAGAAUACGACUCCAUUUUGAUGGAUACCCAGAUUGUUACGAUUUCUGGGUGAAUGCUGAUUCUUCAGACAUUCAUCCUGUUGGAUGGUGUGAAAAAACAGGUCACAAGCUUCACCCACCUAAAGGAUAUAAGGAAGAAGAAUUCAACUGGCCCUCGUAUCUAAAGGCAUGCAAGGCUCAAGCAGCUCCUAAAUCUCUGUUUGAAAACCAGAAUACCACAGUGAUUCCAUCGGGAUUUCGAGUAGGGAUGAAGCUGGAAGCCGUAGACAAAAAGAACCCUACAUUCAUUUGUGUUGCUACGGUAACAGACAUGGUGGACAAUCGUUUUCUGGUUCAUUUUGACAACUGGGAUGAGAGUUACGACUACUGGUGUGAGGCAGCUAGCCCCCAUAUUCAUCCUGUUGGAUGGUGUAAAGAGCAUAAAAGAACUCUCAUCACCCCACCAGACUAUCCACAUGCAAAGCAUUUUUCUUGGGAGAAGUAUUUGGAGGAAACCAGUUCAUUACCUGCACCUGCAAGGGCUUUUAAAGUGAAACCUUCUCAUGGCUUUCAGAAAAAUAUGAAACUUGAAGUGGUUGACAAGAGAAAUCCAGUAUUUAUCAGAGUAGCAACUAUUGUAGAUACUGAUGACUAUAGAAUAAAAGUCCAUUUUGAUGGCUGGGAUAAUAUUUAUGAUUAUUGGACUGAUGUAGAUAGCCCUGAUAUCCAUCCUGCAGGCUGGUGUACAAAAACGGGACACCCUCUUCAGCCCCCACUUAGUCCCUUGGAGUUAGUGGAAGCUUUAGAGCAUGGAGGGUGUCCCACAGCAGGAUGUAAAGGAGUUGGGCACAUUAAAAGAGCAAGACAUAUCGGCCAUCAUAGUGCAGUCAGCUGCCCUUACUCUGAGAUGAACUUGAACAAAGAAAGCCUCUUACCUGAUCGUCUGAGUGGGGAGAUGCCUGCAGCCACUCCUGUCCCAAGAAACAGAAGAGUGGAAGCAAGGGAAAGAUCCCCCUCUCCUGUAAUCAACAGUGACAGGAAAUGUCCCAGCCCAUGUCACAUAAGUGCAAAAUCUUCAGUUCAUAAUCGAUCAUCUGGGAAAACUGUAUCAGAAACAACUAAGCAGGAAGAUGGAGAAAGUACAUCUCCUUGCAAGAAGACACCCCUGUUAUGUGACGUGAAAGAAAAGAAGCCACCUAGUGGAGUACUACAGACAAAGGACUCCAUUAAGAACAAAGAGUGUGAGGAAGAGGAGACAGAAAACAAGCUGCUCAUUUCAAAUGAAAUUAAAGAUACUGAAGAACCCACCACCCAGAAGCUUCUUUCUCAACCCGUUGUUGUGUCUUCAAAACUGCAAAUCCCUGGCCUACCCUUGCGCUGGGAACAGCACAGCAAGCUCCUUCCAAGUGUAGCUGGGAUCCCAGCCAGUAAAGUUUCUAAGUGGAGUACAGAUGAGGUCUCUGAAUUUAUACGGAGUUUACCAGGCUGUGAGGAACAUGGCAAGGUGUUUAAAGAUGAGCAAAUUGAUGGAGAAGCAUUUCUGCUAAUGACCCAAUCAGACAUUGUCAAAAUAAUGAGCAUUAAACUGGGACCAGCCCUAAAAAUCUUUAAUUCCAUUCUGAUGUUCAAAGCUGCAGAGAAAAACUCACACAAUGAACUUUGAAGAUAAUGGAAAAUGUGUACAAGCCAGCUUUCUCCACUGGAGCUCAUGUUUUAUUCAAAGCACAAAGACUCACUAGAAUUGUUGAGUAAGGACUCUCAGAAAGGAAGCAAAGUAUGCUCAGCACUGGUGGACUAUUUAUAUUCUCCUAGAGCCAGUACACAUCUGAAUCCUUCUGGGAAGUGCUCAAGCUUUUAAGAAGGUACUGUGUAACAACUGAGUCAGCUAGUCGUAUUUACCAAACUAAUGGCGCUAAUUCUCCAUGGAUGGUUAGGAUCCUUAACUCUCUCUGGACAUCAAGAAAACCUUCAUUGAUUAUUUAUGCUGUAUUAUAUAAGGGAACGUUAAUAUUUUCUAAGAAUCCUUGAAUUCUACUUCAUGUACCCAUUUUACUUUUCAGUAGCAUUUACUCCGUACUAUCAAAAUAAAAAAUGAUUAGCCAAAAAUUAGGCUACAGGUAGCCAGAUGAGACUGUUAUGGCUAAUAAGAUUUGUGCCAUAGUUUAAAAAUGAAACAGUUAAUGUUACAUAUGUGGCACUUUAUGCUACAGCAUAUGACUUUGCAGAUUAUAAAACUGUCUGUUUGCUUGUUACAAAACAAAACAAACCUUGUUGGGGUUGAAAUUAUAAUGCUUUUUUGAUAACUGAAUGUUUUUACUUUUGCACGAUUACAAAAAUGUUAUGUGAGUUUUUCCACCAGCAUCUUUAAUGUAUUUUACCAAAAGAUCAGUAUAGAGAAGGCUGCAACUGAAAAAUAAAGUUUGACUUCAUAGAAGACUUUCAUUUAUGCUGCACAACAGAGCCCCAGCCUUUUACAUGGGAGCGUGCUCCAGUCCUUCAGCACAUGAAGGAAAAUAAAUGUAUUUUGAGGUAAUACUAUUAUCAAAAAAAAAAAAAAAAAAAAAAAAAAAACUUAUUUAUUUGUGUCUGCACAUGCUAGUCUCCAGUAUACUUACCACAACAGUGGAGAAAAACAGUGUGCUAAGCUAGGACUGCUACUCCUUUAUAUUCAACAUAGGAUUGUUUUCACAAUUGGUGGGAAAAUUACUUAACCCACCAAUUUCUAGUUCAAAAGUCUGAUUUAAAAGUGAGUGAGGCAUAGGGAGAAAGCCAAAGCAUGGAGGAAAAGGCUACUUAAACACAUAUGGUGCAUAGGCAUGAACUAGGUAAAAGGCAUGGAUUUCAGCAGGUCAUUAGCAAGGCUGCAGAUUCCACUAGCAGGUACUUAAGUGAGGCAACGGUCUUUCUUGGAGGAUUAUUAUAACAAUUUGUCAGGGAAAGUUGUUGCACAUGGUAUAUAUACGUAAGAUGUAAGCCGGAUGCACUUUAAAUUGAGGAAAGCCUAGUUACCAGUAUAUUGAGGACUGUACCAGAAGUUUGCUUUUGCAAGGAGAGAGAGAGAAGAAUUGGAUCAAGCUUUUGGCAGCCCUCUCCUUAGCGCUGAGGUGGGCAGUUGCUCAGUCUGUAGAGUUAUGAACAAACAUUUUUUCUGUUGCACAGAACUUGGAUAAUUUUAAAUCUUCACACAGAUUUUGCUAGGCUGUUCUUUGGCUGAAGUUCCUCAAGAUUUCAAGAACUCUUUGUGCCCCUUCCAGAUCACAUUUGGGGACUGGUACCUGCCAUAAUGUGAGGUAAAACAGGGUCAGUAUGAAGUAAGUUGCAUUGCUCUGUUAAUUUCCUUCCAUAGCAUUGCAUAAAUAAUAUUUUUACAUUUUGUUCAAUAUUUGUACAGUCAAAUUGCACUCAUUGUACUACAAUAAAUAAAACCUGAAUUGGAGCCGUCUGU
This is a messenger RNA of Oxyura jamaicensis (ruddy duck), 9336 nucleotides long. RefSeq names its product L3MBTL histone methyl-lysine binding protein 3 (gene L3MBTL3). The record is from RefSeq and is a predicted model, not a curated record. Gene Ontology annotation, cellular component: nucleus. Bases 5107 to 7554 code for a protein of 815 amino acids. Lineage: Eukaryota; Metazoa; Chordata; Aves; Anseriformes; Anatidae. Gene Ontology annotation, molecular function: zinc ion binding; protein binding. The transcript is spliced from 23 exons. Gene Ontology annotation, biological process: regulation of DNA-templated transcription.